Syngnathoides biaculeatus (alligator pipefish) is the source of this 1164-nucleotide messenger RNA. RefSeq lists its product as uncharacterized. Lineage: Eukaryota; Metazoa; Chordata; Actinopteri; Syngnathiformes; Syngnathidae. The record is from RefSeq and is a predicted model, not a curated record. Gene Ontology annotation, cellular component: myosin II complex. The coding region runs from base 123 to 578 and encodes 151 amino acids. The transcript has 7 exons. Gene Ontology annotation, molecular function: calcium ion binding; structural constituent of muscle.
UUUUUUUUUUUAAUCCUCACCCCGCCCCUUCGAGUUUCGCCGUCACUCCCGAGUCUGACUAGUAGUCAGUGUCACAUUCUUUUCUCGGUUAACAUCUCGGACACACCUCAGCCGUCUCAGACAUGUCUGACUUCUCGGAAGAUCAAAUCCAAGAGUUCAAGGAGGCAUUCCUGCUGUUCGACAGAACAGGAGAGGGGAUGAUCUGUUACAGCCAGUGUGGGGAUGUCAUGCGCUCCCUGGGAAAGAACCCUGUCACUGCUGAUGUCCUCAAAGUCCUGGGCAACCCCAAACCUGAGGAGAUGAACACCAAGAUGCUGGACUUUGAGAGGUUCUUGCCCAUGCUUCAGACCAUUGCUAAAAAUAAAGAUCAGGGCUCCAUGGAAGACUUUGUCGAGGGACUUCGCGUCUUUGACAAGGAAGGCAAUGGCACAGUAAUGGGCGCAGAGUUGCGUCAUGUCCUCACCACACUAGGUGAGAAAAUGACAGAGGAAGAAGUGGAGACUCUCCUAGCGGGACACGAAGAUGCCAAUGGCUGCAUCAAUUAUGAAGCGUUUGUGCGCCACAUCAUGUCAGGCUGAGGGCCGGUACGGGCAUUGGGUAUACCACGAGAACUGGUCAGGAUGGUCAUGAACGGCUGAAGACAAAAGGAUCCUUUUUUUUUUUCCACCCCCCACCCACCCAUUUACUCUUUUACCCUGUCACGUGUCCUUUUUGCAGUUGGCUUUGUACAUCCCCACAAGCUCUUUCCCAUGGAUUUGAUUUGUCUCAAGAUGAUAUCCUAGCUACUUCGGCCCAUUCUAAUCAUAUACUGUACAUGACCACUGUGAAAGCGUUCAUUUAAGAGUCUGAAAUCUUGCAUUGACACAAUCCAGGAUUCAUAUAACCUGAGAAUUUUCACUGGUGAUGGUGUAAUACAUAUUGCUAAAAGGCUCUCAAUUUCGAAUGGGAUUUAAUAUUUAUACAAGCAUUCAUACACAGUAAUGGUUUGCUCUACUGUAAUAUUGGCAAAGACUGGCUCAAGAACACUGGCAUGGUUUGACAUUGCGGUAAACCACUAAGUCAAAUAAAAGCAAUAUCCAGAGCUGGAACACCUUCCAAAUGUUUCCCAUACUUUUAAAGUCGACCAUUUGAUUUGCAUUUGAAUAAAAGUCUCCUCAAAUACUA